ACUCGCCGUUGGGCAUCAAGAUCGUUGACAUACAAGUUGCAGAAGCAGACAUGAAAAGAGCUGUAUCAGGCUCCCAAGGAAGAAGAUGAGACUCCUUUUAUUUGUAAUAAUUUGCCAGUGUGCCAUAAACAGUGUCGAUACCCACCAUGCUUCAAAUCCCAAUGUCAUUUUACUGAUGGCUGAUGAUCUUGGUAUUGGAGACCUUGGAUGUUAUGGGAACAGAACCUUAAGAACCCCUAAUAUUGACAAGCUAGCAGAGGAAGGAGUGACACUUACUCAGCACAUAGCAGCAUCCCCACUUUGUACUCCAAGCAGGGCAGCUUUCCUGACAGGGCGAUAUCCUAUCAGAUCAGGAAUGUCCGCCUUCUCACGAGUUGGUGUCUUCUUAUUUUCCGCCUCUUCUGGGGGACUUCCUUCUGAAGAAAUAACUUUUUCCAAACUCCUGAAGCAGAGAGGUUAUGCAACAGCUCUAAUAGGAAAGUGGCAUCUUGGGAUGAACUGUGAAAGUAGUAAUGACUUCUGUCACCACCCCCUCAGUCAUGGAUUUGAUUACUUUUAUGGGCUUACCGUGACCAAUUUUAGAGACUGCAAACCUGGCCAAGGCAGCGUGUUUUUAAAAGGGGUCCAGAAAUCCCUUGUCAUCCCAAUCCAAAUUGCUGGAAUCACCCUGGUCUCUUUGGCAAUAGUACAGUACAUUGGUCUCCUCAAAGUACCUUUCCAAGCAUUGGCUUACUGCUUGUUAAUAACCGCUAUUUCACUUGCGGUUUUGAUCUUUUUCUUUUAUCAUUUUCGACACCUGAACUGCUUCUUAAUGAGGGACCAUCAGAUUAUCCAGCAACCACUAUCCUAUGAGAACCUUACUCAGAGACUGACAAAGGAAGCCGUGCAGCUUAUAGGAAGGAAUACUGAUGCACCAUUUCUUCUUGUCCUGUCUUAUCUUCAUGUCCAUACCGCUCUAUAUGCUUCAGAAAGUUUCAGAGGAAAAAGCAAGCAUGGUUUAUAUGGGGAUGCAGUGGAGGAAAUGGACUGGAGUGUAGGGCAGAUUCUGGAUGUGCUGGAGAAAUAUAAUCUGAGUGAUAAAACUCUUGUAUACUUUACGUCUGACCAAGGGGCUCAUGUUGAAGAAAUCUCCAGUUUUGGAGAAGUCCACGGAGGAUACAAUGGCAUAUAUAAAGGUGGAAAAUCAAUGAACUGGGAAGGAGGUAUUCGUGUGCCAGGGCUUCUCCGUUGGCCUGGAGUCAUACAAGCUGGUGCCUAUAUUGAUGAGCCAACAAGUAACAUGGAUAUAUUUCCUACCAUAGUCAAACUUGCCGAGGCACAGUUACCCUCUGACAGAAUUAUUGAUGGACAUGACCUGAUGCCCUUACUUCAAGGAAAAGUUACCCGAUCCAAGCAUGAAUUUCUCUUCCAUUAUUGUAAUGCAUAUUUAAAUGCAGUGCGCUGGCAUCCAGGAAACAGCGAAUCUGUCUGGAAAGUCUUCUUCUUCACUCCAAACUUCAGUCCUGAAGACUCCAAUGGUUGCUACGAUUCUCAUGUUUGCUUCUGCCAUGGAGGAUUCAUCACACGGCAUGAUCCCCCACUGCUCUUCGAUCUUUCCAGAGACCCUGAAGAGAGAGUCCCGCUGACUCCAGAAACGGAGAGCCAUUUCUAUGAAAUCCUCAGGGUCAUACACCUAGCAGUAGACAAUCACACCAGAUCCCUGCAUGCUGUCCCUGACCAGCUGUCGUGGGACAACCUUCUCUGGAAGCCGUGGCUCCAGCUGUGCUGCUCAUCUCUCUUUCAGUCUUGUUACUGUGACUAUGACUCAGAAGGGAGUCUGUCAGAGGUGCACCCAGGAUAAACAAGCUGCAAUUCCCUUUCAGAAACUGGAACAAGAGAGUGUAGGUAGCUGACUUGAACCACCGCAGUACUAGCCUUCAGAAGAUUUUGUUAUAUAGGAGGACCUGGCUUUAAAUACAUCAUUGCAGUAGAAGAUAAUUUUGGUCAAGAAAAUGUGCCAAGAGAAGGAGGGCAAGACACACCUUUUCUGUCUUUAUAAUACAAGAAUCAGUAUGAAGCAUAUGUUGCCGUCCUCAUCUACAAAUGGGUAGGCUGUAGGCAUUUUCUAGAUGAGAUCAUUUUCUACAUCUUCAGCUUCAGAUUUUUUCUUACACAGCAAGGAAUUUACCUACAGUUUCUGUCAAUUACAACCACUAAAUGCACACUUUCCUGUCCUUUUUGCUAAGUAUUACCCACCGUUAGUAGGACAUAGCACUGAGUAAUUAAAAAUAGAGAGAUAAUAGUGGAGAGGUCUACCUGUGACUAUAAUUUGAUAACUCACAGAUAGGUAAGAAGCAGACCUGUAACAGCAUCUCUAUCAACAAGCAUCACGGAUAUGAAAUAAUAAACAGAUUGCCAACAAUCUAACAUUGCGUGUGCCAUAAAAAUGUAGAGAGCUAUGUAGCAGAAGACCUUGCGUCCACAUUAAAAUGGUGCUCCCUAGCUGCCUAUUGCAUGGCAGCAACCUUUGUUUCAAAAGGAAGCCACUUCAAGUGCACCAGUCAUAUACCUGAGUGUGUACCAUAAGUCUCCAUAUAUAUAUAUAUGCAAGCCAAAUUCAUAACCCCCCAAAACCCACAAAUCCUUCAAUCUCUGAUACAGACACACCCGUACAGUCAUAUGAAUGAUUGCUAAAAUGAAAUAUUUGGUCCAUACUUGAUAUCUGAGUUCGAAAUUCACAUGAUACUACAAAGAUAUCUUUAUCUAUCUAUCUACCAUACCUAUUCUACCACUGAUGAAUGUAGUGCACAUCACAAAUAAACAAAAUUUGGUCUUCCUUUAAAUAUCUUUGCCAUCAUUUAAACUCUCUGAAUAGGAUCUACCAUUUUCUGAGAAAAAAAUUGGGCUUGAGCACUUGAAGCCAAAUAUAACUGUCUCUGAGUUUUUAGCAAGGCCUUGGGAAAUCUAGAGUACUUCAGGGCUAAUUUCUGUAUCCAUUUUUAUCUGCAUCUUAUUCAGUCACAUUUUCUUUCCACUCUACAGGCAGGCAAGCUAUUUUCUUUGGCAGAUUGUACCAGAGGAAAACAUAUCAGCAAAAUACUAAAAUGAUUUGAUGCCUGAUAAUAGAAGGUGACUUGCUCCUUAUCAGAAAAUGCUAGUUAAUUCCAACAUUAUAAUGUUUUAAAAUCUGUUUGGUGGUAUAAGCACAUCACUAAUGCAAAAGUGAUCUGUGACAAUAGUAAUGCAAUAGCUUCAGUCAGCCAACAUUAAGGUUGUGACCUGGUUCUUGGGAACUAUUGAAGCCUGUCCUAUAAAAAUAUAUUGUGAUCUAUGGUAUUUUUCUCUGUCUGUAAAACCUAGGCUUUAUUUGAUUUUUCUGCUGCAGUUUCAUUCAAAAUUUCAUUGUCAACAAUAUCCAGAUGCCUGUCCUGGGAAAUGUUGUGGUCUUUCCUUGAAGUGCUAUUUUUGAUGUUUCACCUUGUGUUCAUGAUUGUGUAUCUUAAGUAUGUGCUCUGCAAGCUGUCUGUAGGUAGCAAAGUCCUGUGUAUGCUGAUAAAGUUAGUCUGUUCAGGUAUUUCCACCACUCAGGACUGUUUAUAUUGUACCUGGAAAUCUGUCAGAUGGCCAUUCAUGUGGCAUAAUUCCCUUUUUGCUUUACUUAAUUACUGAAUGUACUACAUACAUAAACUUAGGUAGAAAGAUGCCUGCAGUUUGAAUACAAGUACUGUUCUGCAGUGAUCAGUGGCUGCCUCUCGACAUCGUGGCAGGAUCCAUGCAUCCCAAAUUUUUGGUCCUCACCACGUGGCCCAAAAACCCCUUGGGUCAUGGCGCUGGUGCCUCCGUGCCUCCCCUUGCAGUGGGUAGGCAGCCCAGGCUGCAGCCAGGGUUCCAGCUGCCCUGGCACUAAGCACUGCGGUACAGGGGGAUGUUCUCUCCAGCUCCCACAGCUCUGCUGCAGCUUACACAAAACUUUUCAAGCAAAUAUUCCUGCUGAUGGGUACGGGAGAAAAUAUGUUGUGUGUUAGGUAAACAGCAGUAACUCAGACAAGGUCUUUUGUGUCAUUGGAUCUGUUUUGUUCCCACAGUUGCUAGGCUGUGACCUUAACAGGGACCUCAAUUUAUAUUAUCAAGGACAUCCACAUCAACUUCUUUUCAUUAGGAAGAUGCUAUGUUCCCAUUAUUUCUUUUCUUUCUGCAGGUGCAAGAAUUGUUUGUUCUGUUAGGCACAGCAGCUGUUCUGUGCUGCCUGACUGAGGUAUCAAAAAUGGUAAUUUUUCUACUGCUCUGAUUUCUUCUUGCCUGAAUAUGGCCUUUCUUUUAUACCCUCCUUGGCUUUGGUUCCAUCUCUCUAAUCUCCUUUCUUAAAAUGUCCACACACCUCAAAUAAAUGCACUUUUUCACCUAUUUCUUUGCCACUCAGUCCUCCUAUUUGCUUGUUAUAUUGAUCGCGAUGGCUAUUUUGGCCUAAUCAAUCAGAAAAUGAAAAGUGGUCUGUGAAAAGAUUCGACUUUUAGGGCUCCAUGACUCUGCUAACCUCCUACUUAUUUAAGGUCUGGCAAGGAUUAACUUUGCAUUAUGAAAUCUAAGAAAUUAAAACACACCCAAGACA
This is a messenger RNA of Aptenodytes forsteri (emperor penguin), 4588 nucleotides long. It is a transcript of the gene STS, whose product is annotated as steroid sulfatase (microsomal), isozyme S. The transcript has 10 exons. Gene Ontology annotation, molecular function: arylsulfatase activity. The coding region runs from base 86 to 1840 and encodes 584 amino acids. The record is from RefSeq and is a predicted model, not a curated record. NCBI's taxonomy places the organism in Eukaryota, Metazoa, Chordata, Aves, Sphenisciformes, Spheniscidae.